Molecule: messenger RNA, 5068 nt
Organism: Suncus etruscus (white-toothed pygmy shrew)
Lineage: Eukaryota; Metazoa; Chordata; Mammalia; Eulipotyphla; Soricidae
Gene: ABL2
Product: ABL proto-oncogene 2, non-receptor tyrosine kinase
Exons: 11
Coding region: 67-3366 (1099 amino acids)
Biological process (GO): protein phosphorylation; regulation of apoptotic process
Molecular function (GO): non-membrane spanning protein tyrosine kinase activity; protein binding; ATP binding
Source: RefSeq, a predicted model, not a curated record
AGUUCGGAGCCGAGGAGGCAUGUGAGCGGGGAGCCGGCGGGGCCGCGGGACUACGCGAGCGCCGGGAUGGGGCAGCAGGUGGGCCGCGUCGGGGAGGCGCCGGGGCUGCCGCCGCCCCAAGCCCGCGGGACCCGGGGCAGCAGCAACAGCGCAGCCAGGCCCUGCGGCCGCCGGCGGGACCUGGCGGGGCGCCCCGCCGACGCGGGCUUCAAUAUCUUCACGCAGCACGAGGCUCUGCACCACCCCUUUGGUUGUGAUGUGGAGCCACAGGCCCUGACUGAAGCCAUCCGAUGGAGCUCCAAGGAGAACCUGCUGGGUGCCGCGGAGACCGACCCUAACCUGUUUGUGGCACUUUACGACUUUGUCGCCAGUGGUGACAACACACUCAGUAUCACUAAAGGCGAGAAGCUUCGAGUGCUCGGCUACAACCAGAAUGGUGAGUGGAGUGAGGUCCGCUCCAAGAACGGCCAGGGCUGGGUGCCCAGCAACUACAUCACGCCCGUAAACAGCCUGGAGAAGCACUCGUGGUACCAUGGGCCAGUGUCCCGAAGCGCUGCUGAGUACCUGCUCAGCAGCCUCAUCAACGGCAGCUUUCUGGUGCGUGAGAGCGAGAGCAGCCCGGGCCAAUUGUCCAUUUCCCUGCGAUACGAGGGCCGAGUCUACCACUACCGCAUUAACACUGCUGCCGAUGGCAAGGUCUACGUGACAUCUGAGAGCCGCUUCAGUGCCCUGGCCGAGCUGGUCCACCAUCACUCUACGGUGGCUGAUGGCCUGGUGACCACCCUGCACUACCCUGCACCCAAGUGCAACAAGCCUACAGUCUAUGGGGUGUCCCCAAUCCACGACAAGUGGGAGAUGGAGCGCACCGACAUCACCAUGAAGCACAAGCUGGGCGGUGGCCAGUACGGCGAGGUGUACGUGGGCUUGUGGAAGAAGUACAGCCUCACUGUGGCCGUCAAGACCCUCAAGGAAGAUACCAUGGAGGUGGAGGAGUUUCUCAAGGAGGCUGCGGUAAUGAAGGAGAUCAAGCACCCCAACUUGGUCCAGCUCUUAGGUGUGUGCACGCUGGAGCCGCCGUUCUACAUCGUGACUGAGUAUAUGCCCUAUGGGAACCUACUUGACUACCUGCGUGAGUGCAGCCGUGACGAGGUCACGGCCGUGGUGCUGCUCUACAUGGCCACACAGAUCUCCUCGGCCAUGGAAUAUCUGGAGAAGAAGAACUUCAUCCAUAGGGACCUUGCGGCUCGGAACUGCCUGGUGGGUGAGAACCACGUGGUCAAAGUAGCUGACUUCGGCCUGAGCAGGCUAAUGACAGGGGACACAUACACGGCUCAUGCAGGUGCCAAGUUCCCCAUCAAGUGGACGGCGCCCGAGAGCCUGGCUUACAACACUUUCUCCAUCAAGUCUGACGUCUGGGCUUUUGGGGUACUAUUGUGGGAAAUUGCUACCUAUGGAAUGUCUCCAUAUCCGGGCAUCGACCUGUCCCAAGUCUAUGACCUCCUGGAGAAAGGGUACCGGAUGGAACAGCCGGAAGGGUGUCCCCCAAAGGUCUACGAACUCAUGAGAGCCUGUUGGCAGUGGAGCCCUGCGGACAGGCCCUCAUUUGCGGAGACACAUCAGGCGUUUGAGACCAUGUUCCACGAUUCCAGCAUCUCUGAAGAGGUGGCAGAGGAGCUGGGCAGGGCUGCAUCUUCGUCCUCCAUCGUCCCCUACCUACCCCGGCUGCCGCUGCUGCCAUCCAAGAUGCGGACGCUGAAGAAGCAGAUAGAGAACAAGGAGAACAUUGAGGGGCCACCGGAUGGCAGUGAGACCUCGGCUUCUGGCUCGGCCCCAGGGCCCCUGCGAAGCGUGCAGGCCCCCGGUGGCUCUCCAGCACUGCCCCGGAAGCAGCGGGACAAGUCCCCAAAUGACUGCCUGGAGGACCCCCGUGAGCCAUGCUUCACACGGGACCGAAAGGGUGGUUUCUUCAGCUCAUUCAUGAAGAAGCGCAGCGCACCUGCACCACCCAAGCGCAGCAGCUCAUUCCGUGAGAUGGAGAACCAGCCACACAAGCGCUAUGAGCUGGCGGCUGGCUGCGGGCCCCCAGACGGGGCGCCCCUGACGCCCGCACAGCCUGAUGCUGCCCCAGGGCCCCGGGGCCUCUCUGCCAGCGAAGACACGGGAGGGAGUGCUGCAACAGCGGCAGCUGCGGGGGGGUGGUCUGGCCUUUCGGGCUUCUUUACCCCACGCCUCAUCAAGAAGACUCUGGGCCUGCGGGCCGGGAAGCCAGCGGCCAGCGAGGACACAGCCAAGCCCUUCCCGCGCUCCAACUCCACAUCAUCCAUGUCCUCGGGCCUCCCAGAGCAGGACCGGAUGGCCAUGACACUGCCCCGCAACUGCCAGCGUGCCCGGUUGCAGUUAGACCGGACCGUGGCGGUCACCACACAACCUGAGGACUGCCCUGACCGGGCCAGUGAUGCGCCGCCCAGGAGAGCUGAGGCUGGUGUGGUCCCUACCCGGGACCGUUCCCGAGCCAAACUGCUGCACCGUGGGGCCACUGAGAAGGACCCACCUGCUGGGCUCCCAAAGGCCAAGGAGCGGAACGGUGCACGCCCUGGCCCCGAGGAUGGUGAGCCAGUGGGCUGGGCCCCCUCAGGCACCACGCACAGUCACAAGGUGCCAGUCCUCAUCUCACCCACACUGAAGCACAGCCCGGCCGACGUGCAGCUCAUUGGAACCGACUCUCAGGGGAACAAGUUCAAGCUCUUGUCUGAGCACCAGGCUGCUGCCACUGCCACCUCCGGGGACAAGGACCGACCCCGGCGGGUGAAACCAAAGUGUGCCCCGCCGCCCCCGCCUGUGAUGAGGCUGGAGGAGCCAGCAGCCCCUGCCACAGCUGAGGUCCCAGAAUCAGGGAGGAGGCCAGGGCCUGCGGCAGGCAAAGCCGGGCGGCCAGCCCUGCCACCACCGCAAGUGCCUCUGCCUGCCCCAACCGUGUCACCUGCAAAGAUGGCCAACGGCACGGCGGGGACUAAGGUGACACUGAGGAAGACGCGGCCGGUGGCAGAAAAGGUGCCGGCCGAGAAGAUCAGCAAGGAGGCCCUGCUGGAGUGCGCGGACUUACUAUCCAGUGCCAUCGCCGAGCCCCUGCCCAACAGCCAGCUGGUCGACACAGGCCACCAGCUGCUUGGGUACUGCUCAGGCUAUGUGGACUGUAUCCCCCAGACCCGCAACAAGUUCGCCUUUCGUGAGGCUGUGAGCAAACUGGAGCUGAGCCUGCAGGAGUUGCAGGUGUCGCCAGCUGCUGCUGGGGAUGCUGGGGCCAACCCGGUGCUCAGCCACUUACUGUCGUGUGUGCAGGAGAUCAGUGACGUAGUACAGAGGUAGCCGCCGGCUGCUGUGUUCUUGUCCUCAUGAGGAGAGGCUGACUCGCGAGUGUGUCUGCGUGAAGUACCUCGGGCCCCUGUGUCCCCAAGUUUACAGGUUCAUCUCAGAAAAGGCUAAAAAGCAGACCCCAGUGCGGUGGCAAAACUAGGAACUGGGGGGCAGCAUGCUCAUAGGGCCAGAUUGGAAACUGGGAGCACCUCAGGGAGCAUAGCAUGGUGGGGCGGUGGCUCCAGCGAGCACCUUGGCUGCUAUCCUGCCUGUCCAGCUCACCUGGAACAUGGGAGGGAGCAGGGAAGGUGCCAGAGACAGUUCCCACCACUGAGCAAGGUCAUGGCCAAGGUCACACCACUGUCGGGAUGCUGGCACACAGGCUGGGCCAUGGGGCUGGGGUAGGGAAACGCAUGUCCUGUUUCCUGGGGUGCCCCUUAGUGCGGCAAGUGAGGGUUUGGGAGACACAGAGCACAGGAAGCGACUCCAUCUGCUGGUGGGUGAGGCCCAGCCCCCAGCUAUUGCAUGUCCCGGGCAUUGGGCCCAGUUUGCUGCUUGUGGCACCAUCAUGCCCUCCUCAGGGCUCUCCCGGCCCCUCCUCCUGCUGGCUAUUUUAAGGCACCUCCCUCCUGGGCUCCCCUGCCACCUCUUGCAAGUAGACACCCUGACCCAUCCCAGGGCCUGUUCUCUGGCAUGUGGAGCACCCACUCUCACACCUGCCUCCUCCCACUUCCUCUCUGCCGCCCAUGAGCUGUUUUGGAAAGAUCCAAUCAGGAACAUUCUAUGUUAUUUAUUCUGUUAUUCUGCCUGUUUUGAGGACCGUGUGCCUGGAAGAGCAACUGGAUUCGGGGCACACGGGAGUGUGAGGGACCAGAGCCCUGAGCCUCCAAUCUGUGUCCAUCUUGAACAGCCUGUCCCCUCCACUGCUCAAUUACAGCUCCACCACAUCUAACUGGCUUGAUAUUAAGUGUGGACAUCAGACCAAGUUCUCAGUGAUUACUCCAUUUUCUCUAAUGCUUUGGGAUAUGUCAUUCUCCCAAAGGGCCUUUGGGGGAGCUGCAGGUUGGUGAGCAGUUAAGCGUCUCCAGACCAUCCUCAUUUCUAUCUCUCUGUGAGGCAGUGAGUGGAGGUGAAAGGAGCUCUGUCCCGUCCCGUCCCGCUCCUCUAUGCUGCGCUGCUGUUCCAGUGAGUAGCAGUUGUUUCUUUUUGGCUUUGAGGUUGACCAGGCAUUGGGAAGGCAGGCAGGCAGGCAUACAGGGGUCACUUCUGGCAUCAGGGACCCAGGAAGUGACUUUUCUAUUAGGAAGGAAGGAAAGAGCCACAGAAGGUACUAUGCUGAACCUCGUGUCCUGCUGGGUCACACUUCUCCCCUUGCUCCCUGCAUGAUGAUAUAAUCUUGUGGGAGAGAAGUAGGGGCCUGUUCAUCUGUCCCUCUGAGUUAUGUUUCCAACUCAGACCCUCCUGUCCCUUCCCCUUGCCCCUCCAGAAACUUGAACCCAUUUUAGUUGCUGCCUCUGAGAUCGGGCUGGGUCCAGCUAGAACUUCCCAUGUGGGAGGAUCCCUGGCACUGCAGGCCACACGUGGAGGGGAUCGAAGCUCUUCAGGGGCCUCUAUUUGGGACGCCAGGAUCUGUCCUGCUGCCAAGUGAAUUCACACUUCCUGCUGCCCUGGGGUGCAGCUGCGAGGGGUCUUAACUCAGGGGCCGCUACACUGG